Molecule: messenger RNA, 1669 nt
Organism: Neltuma alba
Lineage: Eukaryota; Viridiplantae; Streptophyta; Magnoliopsida; Fabales; Fabaceae
Product: trihelix transcription factor ASIL2-like
Exons: 2
Coding region: 351-1211 (286 amino acids)
Cellular component (GO): nucleus
Molecular function (GO): transcription cis-regulatory region binding
Source: RefSeq, a predicted model, not a curated record
UCUUAAUUUACAGUAGUAUUUUGGCUGGCAUAUGAUCAUACUAUGAUAUAGGGAUAUGUUGGUUCUCCAAAGCAAAACAAAUGUGAUAUUGUGAUUGUGAAAAACAUGGAGCGGCCAAGCCGAGCCGAUCCCAUGACGCCAGCCACUUUCCACGGCCCGUCUCAGACUCAGUGGGUUCCCUUCAACGUCACGCGCCCUUCCCCGGCGACUCAACGCCUCUACCGUACCGCAUUACCCUACUCUCUUUCUCCUUCUCUCAUGCGUCCGCCACUCUCCUCCCUCUUUCUCUCUCAUCGUUCCCACUUUAACCCCUUUCACCUUCUCUCCGGCUAGUCGCCGUUCUUUCUCCGAUGGGGGAUAUGCGCGAGUCUCUCACGCCGCCUGUGAACCAUUCGCGCCCGAUGCCCGUCCGCGAAGAUUGUUGGACCGAGGAAGCUACCUCCACCCUCGUCGACGCUUGGGGCCGCCGUUAUAUACAGCUUAACCGCGGCAAUCUCCGUCAGAAGGACUGGCAGGACGUGGCGGACGCUGUCAACGCUCUACAUGGUCAUACCAAGAAGACGCAUCGGACGGAUGUUCAGUGCAAGAACCGCAUCGACACCAUUAAGAAGAAGUAUAAGAUUGAGAAGAAUAGGGUUUCCUCCCCAGGCGGGGCUCCUUCUACUUGGCCCUUCUUCGAUCGCUUAGACGUUUUGAUUGGGCCUGCUUUGAGUGCAAAAAAGGCGUCGCCGUCGCCUCCGGUGCCGCUUUCUUUGCCGUAUCAUAAAACCCCGUCCCCCGUACCUGCGGUGCCGGUGACGACCUUAGCGCUACCGCAGAAGCGGUCGGCGGCGGCACUAUUGGAGGAUGGAUUCUUCAUGAGGAAUUAUUCAGCUAUGGCAGCCGCGGCAGCUGCAGCAGAGGCCGAUGAGGAUGAGGAUGACGACGAGGGCGAGGAAGAUGAAGUUGAAGAGAGGGGAAGCGAGGUUGAGGAAGAAGAGAGGGAGAAGGAAGGGGUGAGGAGCUUGGCAAAAGCAAUCGAGAGGUUCGGGGAAGUUUAUGAGAGAAUGGAGAGAGAGAAAUUGAGGCAGAUGGUGGAUUUGGAGAAACAGAGGAUGCAGUUUACUAAAGAUCUGGAAGUACAAAGGAUGCAUAUGUUCAUGGACACGCAAGUUCAGUUGGGGAGGAUCAAGCGCGGGAAGCGACCUGGAUCUAAUGAUAUGUAUAGCUAGCCAAGUGCGCAAAGCUUGGACAGUGAUUGCUGAUUGGAAGGCUUUUUGAGAAUUGAGAUCCUGUUUCUUAAAGUAUAACCUUCUGGUAAGGUAUAUCUUAAGCUGCUGAUAGGUAUGCCAUCAUCAGGGAUUACCAAUUAACGACUAUCAUUCAUUUAGCUGGAUUUUCGUCUGUACGUUGGAGGCCGUAGUGAAUUAAUUCAGUAACCGUGCUCGAUCCAAGUCGAGCUCACAUAUACAAUGUCUAAUUUAGGUCAGUACUGUUUCUAACCAGUUUUUCACCCCUCCAGUAUGCUGAGAUAAUUCAUAGCGGACUGGCAUUUCUUCAAGAAGCUGAAGGAAAAUAUGUAGUGUUAUUUUCUUUUUCUUUUCUUGCCCUUAAACAUGUAGUGUUAUCUUCAAAUUUAAUUAUUUUAGUAAACUGGAAGUGUAUUUACCAUGGUAAAAUAUUGCUGAGA